Bufo bufo (common toad) is the source of this 2016-nucleotide messenger RNA. Its product is annotated as carboxylesterase 5A-like. Bases 90 to 1745 code for a protein of 551 amino acids. The record is from RefSeq and is a predicted model, not a curated record. Lineage: Eukaryota; Metazoa; Chordata; Amphibia; Anura; Bufonidae. The transcript is spliced from 13 exons.
AGAGAGCAAAGUGUGAUCUGUGCCGAGACCACGGGGUAAGAGCCCAUAAAGCCCCAGAACGCAGAAGAAACACACGGCUCCAGCUCCUCAUGGCCCCCACGGCGCUCUCUUUCCUCCUGUGGCCCCUCUUCCUGGGAGCCCUAGGAUCAGGUCCGGACAACGGUCACCCUCAGGUUGAGACACAGUACGGGAAACUGAGGGGGAAGACGCUGUCGGUGAAGGAGACAGACAGAACAGUCCACGCCUUCUAUGGAGUUCCUUUCGCCAAACCUCCAGUGGGUCCAUUACGAUUUGCAGCUCCAGAACCCCCUGAAUCCUGGAGCUCGGUCAGAGAGGCCCAAGAACAUGCCCCUCUAUGUCAACAAAACCGCCGCGUCCUGGAACAAAUUACGAGGAUUCUGAAUAUUUCCUUGCCACCAUUGUCAGAAGACUGCCUGUACCUAAAUAUCUUCACCCCAGCGGACAGAGAGAAAGGUCUCAAACUGCCCGUCAUGGUAUUUAUUCAUGGAGGAGGAUUACAAUUUGGUGGUGCAGGAAUGUUUGAGGGGUAUGCAUUAAGUGCGUACGAGAAUGUAGUUGUUGCAUCCAUCCAGUACAGACUGGGGUUCCUGGGAUUUUUCAGCACCAGAGAUAAACAAGUCCCAGGGAACUAUGGAUUCUUUGAUCAGGUUGCGGCCCUCCGGUGGGUUCAGGAGAACAUUGGGGAUUUUGGAGGUGACCCCAAUAUAGUGACCAUAUUUGGUGAAUCGGCGGGUGCGGUCAGUGUCUCACUCCUGCUGCUGUCCCCAAUGUCAAGAGGUCUCUUCCACCAAGCCAUCGCUGAGAGUGGGGUCGCCCUAAUUCCAGAUCUGAUGGAGGACAAACCCCAGGAUCUCACCUCUACCCUGAAGGUUGUCAGUGAGGCUUCUGCCUGUGACUCAGCUUCGCUCCUGGAUUGUCUGAGGAAGAAGACAGAAGAGGAGAUGUCUGAGAUUUCGGAAUCCUUGGGUCCUAUAGUGUUCUCUGGACGUGUUGAUGGGACGUUCAUCCCUAAAGCGGUUGCGGAGCUGUUGGCCGAGAAGACGGUGGCGCCCGUCCCCUUCAUCGUUGGAGUUAACAAUCAUGAGUUUGGACAUAUGCUGCCCCGGGCCCAUAACAUCACCGGACUGAAUGACGGGAUGCCGCGAGAUCGCGUGGUGCAAGUUCUCCGGAAAUUCCCCAUCAUGAAUGCCCGACCUGAGAUCCUCUCCCUCGUGAUGGACGAGUACUUCGGGAACACCACCGACCCCCUCCAAAUCAGGGACGGCUUCCUGGACUUAUGCGGAGAUGUGAUGUUCGUCAUCCCAGCCAUCAGCACGGCCAAUUAUCACCGAGACUCUGGAUUUCCCGUCUAUUUCUAUGAAUUCCAGCACCGGCCCUCACUCUUCAAGAAUGUCAAACCCGACUAUGUGAAGGCCGAUCACGCUGAUGAGCUCUUUUUUGUGGUCGGAGGACCAUUUCUUCAUAAAGGUAGCAUGUUUGUAGGUCCGGACACGGAGGAAGAGAAGACUUUGAGUAAAGCAGUCAUGAACUACUGGGCCAACUUUGCACGGAAUGGAAAUCCCAACGGGCCGGGUCUGGUUCAGUGGCCCCAAUACGACCAGAAUGAAGGCUUUCUUCAGAUUAAUAUAAGUCUGAGCGCAGCCCAAAAACUGAAAGCAAAGAAGUAUGAAUUCUGGACUAAGACCCUUCAUCAGAAAAUCCUGGCGGUGUCCCGGGACGGCUGAGAGCGAACGGGGGGCGAGAGGCUGCAGACAGACACGGUGGAGCGCUGCUGCAGUCCACACGGGUACUGCAGCCGUUACCUCUCCCAAUCUGCAAGGUGGCAUAAUGUGAACAGGACCAUGGACGUUACUCGUGGUCAUCCUCUUUACCGUCCGGCUGUGUCUCUCCACGCUCAGCGGCAGAUCAGCCGGUUGUCUAGAGGGGCAAGGUGCAGCUGUACAAGCUUCUCUGCUCUCAUGAAAUACUGUCAAUAAAGUUUUUUUGAGAAAAUUC